AUGGCAAGCGGUCGUGAAGCAACCUCAGCCAACUGCUUUGUAGCCGUUGACGCCGGCAAGCAUCGACGAUACGAACGACGCCUACUUGAAAAGGAGCUAAAUCCGCUCGUUUCCUUCAGAAUGAGUCACGCCGUCGGAACCUUCAUUGCCAUCUUCUUCCUUAUCCUCAUCCUCACAUACAUCAUUUACAUAGUUUGUUAUCACGUCGCCGCUUCCCCUCCCCUUCUGCCCGAACGCAACGUCGACACUGCCACGAUCAGUAGAAGACCUGAGCUCACCUACGCCGAAGCCAUCAGUCAGGAUCCACGGGCGGUCGGCGCUACUUGCUGCUCGAUUUGCCUUGUCGACUAUGAGGAGGAGGAGGAGGCCGAGGCUUUGCGGCUUUUGCCGGAAUGUGGGCAUCUAUUCCAUGCAACCUGUGUGGAUCCUUGGCUGCUCCGGCGACCGACUUGUCCGUUGUGCCGAUCGUUGGUGGUGUUUGAGUUCAUGCAGACACCUUUGGCCGAGGCGUAG
Dendrobium catenatum is the source of this 513-nucleotide messenger RNA. Its product is annotated as RING-H2 finger protein ATL39-like. The transcript is spliced from 2 exons. The record is from RefSeq and is a predicted model, not a curated record. The coding region runs from base 1 to 513 and encodes 170 amino acids. Lineage: Eukaryota; Viridiplantae; Streptophyta; Magnoliopsida; Asparagales; Orchidaceae.